GACACAUUCUCCGAAAAUCAAUAUGUGAAGAUGAAGGCGAUUUUGACUGAGCGCAUGGCUCAUUACUAUUUCCUUCGUAUUGGAUCCGACACGGAAAACUUUAUCCUUAUAUAAAGAAGAUAAUAGGAAUCACAGACAACAAAUAACAAUUUCCUAGCAUCGGAUUAACGUCAAUGUACAGAUUGAGAAGUGUAUAAGACCAUUGACGAAUGAUGCGGAAUUAUGUAGUGGAAUGGAAAACAAAAAGAAAUAUUCAAAUUAUUCUCUCCUUUUUCUCGUGGCAUGGAUUUACCUUGAAGGAAUGAAUAAAAGUUUAUUAAAAAUGGUCUUUGAUACAAAAGGUGUAUACCCUUGUUAAGAAUGACUCUUUGAUGUGAAAUGGCAGACAAACUUAAUUUACAGCAGGAUAUUUUUUUCUACAAAAUACAUGAGGAUGAAAGAAUAAACAAAUGCGUAAUAUGAUGUGAAAUACUAAAACACAAUUUUGAUGGAAGUUGAUAUUUGUGAAAGUUAGCUAAAACAUUAUUUAAAAGAAGUGUUUUAACUGGUUGGUGGCAUUUAUAGGAAAUAUGUCCAGUUCCGCGGCCAAAGGAAAAAGCAACGAACCCAGUGUAGCAGUGAAAUAUAUACCUUGCUCAAAAGGUGACACAGAACACACUGAUGAUGAAUUGGAAGAAAUUGCAAUAAUGGGGAACGAUAAACACGAUAACAAGAGGUCAGAAUCAAAGGAAUACGGGAAGCCCACAGCAAAUGGACCUCAUAUACUUUCGGGUGGAAUAGGAUUAUUUCAGGUGAUAAAUACACGCGACAGAACAAUGUCAAUAGGGGAACGCCUCAGUAAAGGGGGACGAAUCAGUCUAUCGUCUCCUGUUUAUUCAAAUAAAGUUGUCGAGCAAAAAUCAAGGUCAACUUCAAAGCAAAGUUUAAUGGAUUUAUUUGGAAGUAGAAUUGACAGAAGUAAGUCACGAGCAAAAAGUUUUUCUGCUCGAGGAGAUCUGUCUUUGAUGAAAAAAGUAAGAUCUUCUGAGGUUAUGACACCAAGAGAAAUACGAAAACUGCGCAAGAAAGAUAUAGAGAGUAAAUUUGGAAAGAAAAGCAAAAUAGUGAAAACAGAGAGAUUGGAAACUACCACAACACUUUCUGAUCACGAAGGAUGUAAUUGGACCUUUGUUUUUGACCCAUCAGGGCGGCUAGCCUAUUGGUGGUCAUCAGUGGUCAGUUUAGCAUUUCUCUAUAAUUUUUGGGUUAUAAUAUACAGAUAUGCAUUUCAUGAGAUUGAUACAGAAAAUUACGGUGUUUGGUUCGCUUUAGAUUACACGGCAGAUCUUCUUUAUAUUUUGGACAUAGUAUUUCACUUCCGGACGGGAUAUUUAGACGAUGGGGUUUUACAGACAGAUGCUAUUAAGUUAAGAAUACAUUAUAUGAAUACAACUAUGUUUUAUAUAGAUUGUUUAUGUUUGUUACCGUUAGAUUUUCUUUAUCUUUCAAUUGGAUUCUGCUCAAUUUUGCGUUGUUUUAGAUUAGUGAAAGUAUAUAGAUAUUGGGCAUUUUUAGACAGAACGGAAAGGCAUACUAAUUACCCAAACGCUAUGAGAACAGUCACUCUAAUGCAUUAUCUGCUUGCCCUGUUCCAUUGGAAUGCUUGUCUGUACAAUAUUGUUGCAACACAUGAAAACGCAUCUAGUACAUGGUCAAUGCCAAAAGACGAUGGAUCAACUGUUAAGAAAUACUUACAUGCAUUAUACUGGAGUACACUUACACUUACUACAUUUGGGAACUUACCAAGACCAUUAACCGUAUCGGAUUAUUCAUUCAUAAUUUUUGAGAUGAUUUUUGGACUUCUACUGUUUGCGACUGUUUUAGGACACAUUUCAAAUAUUGUGGCCAACAUAAGUGCUGCUAGAAAAGACUUCCAAGCUAAACUCGACGGAGUAAAAACUUACAUGUCACUAAGACGGGUACCAAUGAGACUACAGGAUCGAGUCAUCAAAUGGUUCGAUUAUUUGUGGUAUUGUAAUAAAUCGACUGACGAAGAAAAAACGCUCAGUUUACUUCCGGAUAAGCUCAAAGCGGAAAUAGCAAUUCAUGUUCAUUUGGAUACAUUAAAAAGAGUAGAGAUCUUCCAAAAUACUGAAUCAGGAUUUUUAUGUGAAUUAGUGUUGCGUCUUAAACCAGUAUUAUUUUCUCCCGGGGAUUAUAUAUGCAGGAAAGGUGAAGUAGGAAAAGAAAUGUAUAUAGUUAACAGAGGAAGGUUGCAUGUGGUAGCAGAUAAUGGCAAAACAGUUCUGGCAACAUUAAAACCAGGAAGUUAUUUCGGUGAAAUUAGUAUUUUAAAUAUGGGUACUUCCGGUAACAGAAGGACUGCUUCCGUUAGAUCUGUUGGCUAUUCUGAUUUAUUCCGUUUAUCAAAGCAAGACUUAUGGGAUGUACUCAAAGAAUAUCCUACUGCAAGAGUCAAAUUGGAAGCGAUUGCUGUUAAAAGAUUGGAAAAGACGGCAAAAAUGCCACUUGAAAAAGCUGCUAUGUCCCGCAGUAAGAGUACACCAGGACUGGUCGAGUCUCAAGGAAAAGUGCCUCUGGAAGCUAUGUUUAUGACGCGGCAUCAUACUCUUCCGGCUGGUCUUCCAAUUCAAAAGGUGGCUCCAGAAGCACAAACUCUAAAUCACGAAGGAGAAUCCGAUGGCAAUAAUUUGGAAUUAACCGAGUGUCAACCUGCUGAAAUGUUACCUCCCAAUACACCAGUUCAAGAACAAAACACAGGAAUUCUUUCAAAAUCACAAACUGUGUCUAGUAUGAAAUCAUUUACCGUUCCAUCACCGUCACAUAAAUCUACUUCAUUUUCAGAUGCAAAAUUUACGAUAAGUCCGCCGAUGUCACCUCGUGACGUUCAACCAGCAGACAUUCCGUCUACAAUAUCCGCUCAAUUACCUGUAUCACCAGUUCAUUUUCCCUUUCCUCAAAUGUAUUCAUAUCAAUCAACUCAACAGUCUCCAAUGAAUCUUCUGUCCCCAUAUUGUGCCUCAAAUACCUUACACAUGCCGUCACCACAAAGUCUUGCACUGACAAGAUCUGACAAUCUUGCAUCAUCGCAAAAUAAUUUAGCAUCACCUCAAAACCAAACGUAUCAGAGUCCAUUUUAUCAAACACAGCAUUCAGUUGUUUCGAUAUCACCGGGUAUUCCUUCAAAUGUUCCAUCGGGGAGUCCGGCCUCGUUCUCAUACGAGACAUCGCAGGAUGUAUUAUUACAAGAAAUUACAACAUUAAGAGAAAGACUGGCUACACUUGAAGCAGAAAACGCAACGAUGACAUCAAAACUUAAUCAACAGCAAUGGGACGUUGAGAAUAGGUUAUCUGAACUAGAAAUGCACAUGUGUCCUAGCUCAAGCAUGGCCAGUACGGCCAGCCAGGAUGAUCGACCAGAAAGGUUAGAACCUGUCAAUAGAGAAUCUAUCAUUUAGGUUUACACAAACGCACAAUGUACGUUGUGUAAAUACAAAAUUUGUAAAACUUCCAUGAACAAACUUGAUCUGAUUUACAUGUAUAACUCAAUAAAAUAUCAUUUUAUAUCAGUCAAGUGAUAAUGACUGUGAUGUUUUAAGUUUUUGACGACUCUGCUGGACUUGUUUUUUACAGAAUGUAUAUAUAUUAAACGAGAAGUUAUAUGUUGAAUAUGUUAGAUUAUUUAGAUGUUUUAAGUUUAUAAAUUUAAAAUAUUUUUAUAUGUCAUUUUCCAAUAGUUUAAUCCUGUAAAACGUCACAUUCAACUCAAUUUUAUUAUUCACCAGAUUGAUGGUAAAAUAAAGACAUAUUGAGAUGUAUUGCAGCAAGACUAGUUAUAUGAAAAAUAUGAGAAGUAACGCAUAAAGGAGGGAGGGGAGAGCACACAUACAUUUGUAGAAUGUGUGUACUUUAAUCGAUUUUCUCAAUACAAAGUUAAUCUGCAUAACACUAGAUACUUAUAAAAUAGAAUUUACAUAUUUUUUUAGCCCAAUGUGAUAAUUCAGUUCCUCAUAUAUUUGUUUACCUCUGUGUUUCUAUUUUUUUAGUUUUAGAACUUCGAUGUGAAGAUUUGUUUUGCAACUCACAACAAUCGAGACAAAACCUUACUUUGUCUACCGAGCAAACGAUGUCAGUAAAGGAGUAGGUCCAGUAAGGCCCCAAAAUAUAUCAGUUUUACAAAAUUUUAAAAUGAAACUUUUAGUUAUUUAUUGGACAGAAGAAUGCUUCUACAUAAAUAUGGGCUGUUUUUUGACAAUACAAUGCACAUAUAUCGAGUACUAGCACCAUUUAGUCAUGCUAAAUUACUGAAAUCUUCAUUAUUCUAGCAUUUUACUAAAAUUUUAGACGGUUUCCGUGUAAAACAAAAGUGACCGCAUUCGUAUUCAUCCUUAAUAUUGAAAUGUAAGUUGUAUUUGAUGAUAAUACAUAACAUCUAUAAAGGUUGAGGAUGAACACUUUCAUUUUAGACCAAAAAAACAUUUGAAAAGUGACAUUUUUCAGGAUAUUUGGUAGAUUUUUCAUAUUUGAGCUCGAAUCGGAUCGUUUUAAUGACGAAUCAGUUAAAAUCUUUCACAUAAACUAAUUGAAUCCAAUGAAAUAGACACUUAAGUGUUUAAAAAGUGGUCAACAUUUUCGUCAGAUGAACCUAAAAUUUGAGACCAAAAACGGUUCUUACCUUCACCUUUUCUUGGAAAUGAACCAUCAAUAUGUUUUUUAAACGUAAAUUCUGAUAAAUUCCUUGGUGUUAAUCUUUUGCCCCUUAAAGAGUUCAUGAAAACAAACUGGUGUGUGUGUGGGGUGUGUGGUCAUGAAACUACUUUGAAUUAUUUAAACUAUGAUCAAAUUCAAUUAGAAAUAUAUAACUAAUAAAUUUCGAUUUAGAUUUGAAAUACUUUACUGAUUCAAUCAUUUCAAGGUCUGGCUAGCAAUGGUAAUGUAUUGUAAGCAUCGUGCGUAAUGUCUUUAUUUUGUUAUCAUUCUGAAAAUCCGUAAUUUAUAUUCAAGGGAAGUAAUCACAUUGUAAAAUUUGGACGGUAAGCGGUGGUUAUAUUUGUAUAAAGCCUGAUUGGCUUGCUUCACCAUAUUUUUAUCAAUACUUUUCUAUUUUCUAUAAGAUAGAUAAAUGAUAUGUUGUUCUAGAUGUAGCCUUGAAUUACUGUACUCUGAUUCGUCAAACACUAAGACAUUUUUAGAGGACUCAGUAUUUUUUGCUGCUGAACGCCUACUUUUAAAGUGUUUAAAGAACAGAAAUACCUUAAUUAGGUGAAACAAGCAUUUCUUGAUAUUUUAGUCAAAGAGUUUGAAAAAGCGGUUCAAAAUGUCACUUCGUGAUUAUUUUUCUAGAUACUUUAAUCUCAUGUAACCAUUCAUUUCUUUAAUUUCAACAUCUUGCAAACGGUAAUUCAAGUUCGUUAAGGUGCAAACAGUAGACGUUUCAUUAAAGUAGGGGAACUGUCGCAUUUCAUUACAAAAUACAUGUAACUGUAAAGAGGUGCUAUUAUUUAUAGGAGAAAUAUGUCGAAAAAAUCAUGGAAAAAUGAAAGAAAUAAAUCUUCUUGACUUUAAAGUUUUUAAAACUAAUCUGGUCUAAAUGACAUUUUUCAGCAAACAAAAAAUAACCUCUUUUGGAGUAAAAAUGUUUACAAAUCAAGAGAGGAAACUUGUACUUGUUUAAAGUAGUAUGGGAGUUUUCCCCGAUCCCUGAUCGCACAUCACCGCAUAAGAGCGAUCCAGAUAUUUGAGAAAUUACUUUACUUUCUGGAUUUUAGAAGUAAAAAGAAAUCUUUGAUUACAGCGUUUGUGUACAAAUAAAUACACAGAAACCUUUUGAUUGUUUGCUUUUUAAGGGAGGUAACGUUUUUUAUGAAUGAUUCUAACAUGCAUUUAUCUGUUUUAAGAUAGAAUAAUAAAGCGAGCAUGUUAACAUUUUUUCUCAAUAAGGAAUGUAUCAAAGAGACAACAUCCCGACCAAAAAGCAGAUAUUAAAAAAAAACAUCAUUUAGUUUUCUUUCUAGUGAUUUACAGGGCUUUUCCUUAAUUAACUCUUGUUAAUUGUUACACAAUCUGUGAAAUACAAAUUAGCCGAGAACGGACAACACUCGAUUAUUUUAAAUCUCAUACUACUUUAAAUGGUGUAUAUAAAGAAGAACGAUUGAUAUUUUAGUCUUUCCAUGCCGGCAAAAAUCCAUCUCGAUACAAGAAAUGUACACAUGUUCAAAUAAAUUGUUUAGAAAGUAGGAAAAUAAGAUGAUUUUCAAUCUUUAUAGAAAUUAGUGUUUAAAUUAACACAAUAAUGUAGUACAAUAUGUUAUAGUAUAGUAUUUACAGUUGUUAAAAAAGUUAUGUCUGGUUUAUGAUAUUAUCAUGUCAGAAUAUAAAAAUUUCUAUAGAAAUAAUAACAGGUUUAUACUUUAUUUGUUAUGGAGAUAUGACAUUAAAAAGUUGAACAUUA
Mytilus trossulus (common blue mussel) is the source of this 6451-nucleotide messenger RNA. RefSeq names its product cyclic nucleotide-gated channel rod photoreceptor subunit alpha-like. Gene Ontology annotation, molecular function: cGMP binding; voltage-gated potassium channel activity; protein-containing complex binding. Gene Ontology annotation, cellular component: intracellular cyclic nucleotide activated cation channel complex; plasma membrane. The transcript has 5 exons. The record is from RefSeq and is a predicted model, not a curated record. Gene Ontology annotation, biological process: monoatomic cation transmembrane transport; potassium ion transport. Bases 570 to 3458 code for a protein of 962 amino acids. NCBI's taxonomy places the organism in Eukaryota, Metazoa, Mollusca, Bivalvia, Mytilida, Mytilidae.